AUGGCGGGGGCCUUGAGGGGAUCUAUGAACUUGUUGAGGGUGGAGAAUCAAGCCCGGGAAAAUAUCAUAGAGACUAGAGCUGCUUUUCUUACUCGGGAAUUUUUGCGGACUAAACCAGAUGAGUUUCAUAAGGGUUCGGAGCCCAAGAAAUCAGAUGAAUGGUUGAAGCAAACAAUUAAGACAUUUGAGAUGCUUCACAUUGAUGAUAGUGAAUUGAGAGUGACUCUAGCGAGUUACUAUCUCAAAGGGGAUGCGGGCCAAUGGUGGAAGUAUGCCAAAGGUAGAGUGGGACCGACAUGGGAAGCUUUUAUUACUGCUUUCCAAGACAAAUACCUACCUCCCACUACUAGGGAGAGACUAGGGCAAGAAUUUCAAAACCUCAAACAACUAAACCUAUCCACGGCAGAGUUUGAAGUGGCCUUCACUAGUUUAUCCCAAUUUGCACCGGAGUUGGUGGCAACGGAGGAACGUCGUUGCAUAGAAUUUGAGAAGAGGUUGAGAACAAAGAUUUUAUUUAAAGUUGCCGGGAAUAUGAUCCAGAACUAUGACCGUCUUGUGGAGGUGGCGGCACAUGUAGAGAUUAUUGUGUAG
Messenger RNA from Camellia sinensis, 591 nucleotides. The record is from RefSeq and is a predicted model, not a curated record. Lineage: Eukaryota; Viridiplantae; Streptophyta; Magnoliopsida; Ericales; Theaceae.